This is a messenger RNA of Didymodactylos carnosus, 564 nucleotides long. NCBI's taxonomy places the organism in Eukaryota, Metazoa, Rotifera, Eurotatoria, Philodinida, Philodinidae. The record is from the annotation of a GenBank genome assembly.
AUGAACUCUCUUCGUUCAUCGCCUCCAGCGAACGUUGUCUAUUCGAAAUUCUCUGCCCAUGCGAAUUUCAAUGGGAAGAAUUCGUUCUACUGUUCAUCGUGCUAUCGUGGAUAUCAAUAUCGAGGCCAUGUCAAACGUCAUCACAAGACCGUACACGGCACCUCCGAAGAUGACAUGUUAAACGGUCGAAUUGUUUACUAUCUGGAAUACGAUCAACAUCUGGAUUGUUUGAUCACACCGACGAUGUCAAAUAGCACCGAUCAUCUUCGACCAGAGAAUGAACCGCAAACGGAAGAUCCCGAUGACGAUUGGAAUUUAAGCAUCGCCGAUGUGUGCACCGUCGAUGUCAUCGAAGAUGAAGCUGCUGCUCCGUGCAUGAUCAAAGCGGAGAAGAACGAUGUCGAACAGAUGGCCAUCGGCGAUCCUCCAGAAGCAUUUGAUAUCAUCACUCUGCCGACCGAAGUAUCUGUGGAGGAACCGGAACGCACGUUCCAGUUUAGUGACUGUGCGUUUCGUUCAAAUAGCGGCGGCGAGAUGGAGAAGCAUGUCUGCUCAUUCCCCUGA